GUAGCGUGUGGCUCUCUUCCCUUCUGCGGCCAUCGCUGAGGCGCUCGCAGCCAACAUGAAGUUCAAUCCGUUUGUGACUUCUGACCGGAGCAAGAAUCGUAAGCGGCAUUUCAAUGCGCCUUCCCACAUUCGCAGGAAGAUCAUGUCUUCCCCGCUUUCCAAAGAGUUGAGGCAGAAGUACAACGUGCGGUCCAUGCCCAUCCGGAAGGAUGACGAAGUGCAAGUUGUGCGGGGACACUACAAAGGUCAGCAAAUCGGCAAAGUAGUCCAGGUUUACAGGAAGAAGUAUGUCAUCUACAUUGAACGAGUACAGCGAGAGAAGGCAAAUGGCACAACUGUCCACGUGGGCAUUCACCCUAGCAAGGUGGUUAUCACUAGACUAAAACUGGACAAAGACCGCAAAAAGAUCCUUGAGCGUAAAGCCAAAUCUCGCCAAGUAGGAAAGGAAAAGGGCAAAUAUAAGGAAGAAACCAUUGAGAAGAUGCAGGAGUAAAGUAACCUUAUAUGUGACUUUAAAUAAAAACUUAAAAUGAA
Canis lupus familiaris (dog) is the source of this 534-nucleotide messenger RNA. It is a transcript of the gene RPL26, whose product is annotated as ribosomal protein L26. Gene Ontology annotation, biological process: ribosomal large subunit biogenesis; cytoplasmic translation. The record is from RefSeq and is marked validated. Bases 56 to 493 code for a protein of 145 amino acids. The transcript has 4 exons. NCBI's taxonomy places the organism in Eukaryota, Metazoa, Chordata, Mammalia, Carnivora, Canidae. Gene Ontology annotation, cellular component: cytosolic large ribosomal subunit; ribosome. Gene Ontology annotation, molecular function: structural constituent of ribosome; RNA binding.